Pocillopora verrucosa is the source of this 2498-nucleotide messenger RNA. RefSeq lists its product as uncharacterized. Lineage: Eukaryota; Metazoa; Cnidaria; Anthozoa; Scleractinia; Pocilloporidae. The record is from RefSeq and is a predicted model, not a curated record.
ACGACAAACAAUGCACAGAAAUCGCGACGACAGAUUAAACGAGCUGGAAGAUGCUGGUACGGUUACUGUUUCUAGCCGCUAUGGUGGAUCAUCAUUCACAGACAUCUGGGACAGUACAAACAUUGAGAUCAGGGACCAAAGUGCUCUUCAAGAAGACAACAGCAGCUCAACAGCCAGCCUUUUGCUUAAAUGUAAACGUCAGGUUAUCUACCCUUAUCUCUAUAUUCUAUGCUUGGUUGCUUGGCGACCAUUUGGCUCUCGCUCAAUGGCUUAUCGUCAAAGAUGUUCAUUCUGGAAAGUGGUUAACAUUUUCUACACAUUUUUGUUUUUUUGCUUGAUCAUCUUUACCUAUGCCUCACAUCUUAUAUCCUGCAACCUUGGGCUAGAUGUCAGUAGCAAUAAGACCUCCAAGGUUCCAGAAACAUCUCAAGGCACCAAGCAAUCACAGCAUGACCAGAGAAGCUUGAUAAAACCUGACGGAAAUUCCUUUGGUGGAACAAAAGCAACGCACACUUUCUCUCUGGACCUAAACAGAAUAAAUAAGAAUCUUAUGGUUCAAAGUGGUGUUACUUCCCAAACUAUGGGGAAGAACAUUAGCUCUUCAGUUUUUCCUUCAGUUACCAAUGUUUUUAUUCAGGCAACUUCAAAGUCAGGUGAUUGGAAACCAGCUGCUUUCAAAAAAUGUAAACAUUUACUAACAGAGUAUGUGAUGCCACAUCUCCUCCACUUCAUGGCAGUUUUGACUGGGUUUUACUUGUUUAGAAUUCAAGACAACGAGGAUCUCAGUGCUUUGGUAGAAAAGGUUUUUUUGCUUAGUUCCAUUCCUAGGAAGAUUGUUUCAAGGUUAAGAAUUUUUUUCUUGAGCUUGGUGAUGUUGGCAAUUGCUGAUAGUGCCGUUGAAAUGUUGUUUCUUCAUGUCUUUAAGAAAACCUCAGUGACAGGAUUCAGUCUCAAUUCAAGUGGCCAGCGGAUAGCAGUUUCAUUCAUUGUACUUGGCUUUUUUGUGGAGGCCUUUGUUUCCAUAGUGACACUCAUGAGUUACUGUGCUCAGUGUGAAUUGUUGACCUUUUAUCUCCACGAGAUUUGUCAGAGAAUGGAGGAAAAAACCAAAGAUCUCUCUGCUUUAAUGAAAGACGUAAUGGAUGUAAAGAAAAACCUCAACAAUAUGAAUGGAAAAAUAUCCAUAAUUGCAAGUCUAAUUGUGCUCUGCUACCUUAAAAUUACUGUGGCAGAGGUGAUCAACAUGAUGACGUACAUUAAGAAUGACACACUCAGUGCCAUUACGUUGCUUUACAGAUUGUUAGCUCCACUCUUGUCCUUCUCUUUUAUAAUGAUUCCCUUUAUAGUGGCUGCUCGCUUUAGUGCAGUGGCACAGAAGUUUAAACAGCAAAGCCUGAAUGUCAGAGUGUUUGGAUAUCCUUCAGCCACACAGCUGGACCAGGACUCUUUCAUUUUGUUUACCCAAGGUGUAGAAAUGAAGGCCAAACUGAUGUUGAUGCCAAUUCAUGGCUCUUAUGUCUCUGCUACUGUGAUACUGAUAAUGUUUGGGCUCCUGGUAUUGAUCCAAUCACAUAUCAUAUCUACUAAUAUUAGAUACCUUUGAGAAGUGGGCAUAAGUUGUUAUUUUCUGCCACCCUUAAUAACCUCCCAAGGGAACUAAUAGGGUUCAAUGAAAUACUUACAGGUUUAAAAGAGAAUGAAAAUUGAGGAGCUGCAGUGAAAUGGUUGAAUAUUGUUUCCAUGGGUUAGAAUUACUUCCUUUUGUUUGGCUUUUUUUUCCAUAAACUGAAUUGUAGGUUUAAAAUAAUUGUUUGUUGUUACAGAACAAUUAAGUAAAGCUGGUUUCUGUUUAUAAUAACACACUUUUCUUUUUAUACUGAAAUAUCCUCUUGUUUUCUACUUUUUUCAAAACAAUUAUUUUUGUUGAUGGAAUUAUAGAACAUUUUACAGUGUGUACUGGAAGGAUAGGCUAUUUAAUUUGACUGAUUGAAAUGGGGCAAGCCUGAAUUUUAAAAAGAGUGGUCAUUGAAUAUAAUUAUUAAUCAUCUUUCAUUGAAAAAGACCCAAAGGAUGAUUAAGUGGUAUUCCUUUUCCAAGGGUCCAUUAGUAUGGAGUUUUAACUUCCCGAAGAGAUUCCACAUCCUUUUAGUAAUAAAUCACAGAUGUCAAAAUGUGUUAGAACAAAUAUGUGGCAGACAAGGUAGAGCUGAGUAUGUCAUUAAUGGUCUUACCACAUUUGACAACUUCUAGUGAUCAAGUUCUGUACACAACCAUAGAAACAAGGAGGUAACACAGAAUUUACUUGUUUUAUAUGAUUAAAAGGCAAAAUAUUGUUUAUAGUGCUGUCACCUAUGCAUCUAUCCACUAAUCUACAAAGAAGAACCAGUCAAGAUGCAUGUAUGAUUCAGCUUACGAUAUAAUGCUAACUUAAUUGUGGUAUAAUUGUAAAUGGGAUUGUAAAUAAAUUUUAACAAAAGGUAGAGAAAUAAAAUGUUGAU